This is a messenger RNA of Synchiropus splendidus (mandarinfish), 6230 nucleotides long. Its product is annotated as mitogen-activated protein kinase kinase kinase kinase 4-like. The transcript is spliced from 32 exons. Bases 192 to 4637 code for a protein of 1481 amino acids. Lineage: Eukaryota; Metazoa; Chordata; Actinopteri; Syngnathiformes; Callionymidae. The record is from RefSeq and is a predicted model, not a curated record. Gene Ontology annotation, molecular function: ATP binding; protein kinase activity. Gene Ontology annotation, biological process: protein phosphorylation.
GCAGACAGUCGGGGAGCUAACCGAGCUGCUGCCACCUCAACAUGGAGUAGAGGUACCUCAGUAUUCACGGCCAUCUAGCGGACCCCACGGAGAGGAAUAUCCAUCGGGCUUGCUGUGAUUUCACCUCCUGAGUCACCGCCAAUGACUCAGUAAUCCCUGUCGCUUGGAAAGCUCUGCUUUUAUUCAAGAAGAUGGCGAACGACUCUCCGGCUAAAAGUCUAGUAGACAUAGACUUGGCUUCGUUGCGGGACCCCGCCGGAAUAUUCGAACUGGUGGAAGUUGUUGGAAAUGGCACCUAUGGACAAGUAUACAAGGGACGACAUGUCAAGACUGGACAGCUGGCUGCCAUUAAAGUCAUGGAUGUCACAGAGGACGAAGAGGAGGAAAUUAAACUGGAGAUCAAUAUGCUGAAGAAGUAUUCCCACCACAGAAACAUCGCCACGUACUACGGUGCUUUUAUUAAAAAGAGUCCUCCUGGUCAUGAUGACCAGCUAUGGUUGGUGAUGGAGUUCUGUGGAGCUGGAUCCAUCACCGACCUGGUGAAGAACACCAAGGGAAACCAGCUGAAAGAAGACUGGAUAGCCUACAUCUCCAGGGAAAUCCUCAGGGGUCUGGCCCACUUACAUGCCCACCACGUCAUCCACCGUGACAUCAAGGGACAGAACGUGCUGCUGACUGAGAACGCAGAGGUCAAAUUAGUGGACUUUGGUGUUAGUGCCCAGCUGGACAGAACAGUAGGACGGAGAAACACUUUCAUUGGGACACCAUAUUGGAUGGCACCCGAGGUCAUAGCUUGUGAUGAGAACCCAGAUGCCACAUAUGACUACAGAAGCGAUCUGUGGUCGUGUGGUAUCACUGCCAUAGAAAUGGCUGAAGGAGCGCCGCCACUUUGUGACAUGCAUCCGAUGCGUGCCCUAUUUCUUAUUCCAAGAAACCCUCCUCCCAGGCUUAAAUCAAAAAAAUGGUCCAAAAAGUUCUUCAGUUUUAUCGAGGGCUGUCUGGUGAAGAACUACACGCAGCGACCACCGACAGAUCAGCUGCUGAAGCAUCCUUUCAUCCGUGAUCAGCCCAAUGAGAGGCAGGUCCGCAUUCAGCUGAAGGACCACAUUGACCGCACGAAGAAGAAGAGAGGAGAGAAAGAUGAAACGGAGUAUGAGUACAGUGGCAGUGAGGAGGAGGAGGAGGAUCCCCCAGAGCAGGAAGGAGAGCCCAGUUCCAUUGUCAACGUUCCUGGUGAGUCUACCCUGCGCCGGGACUUCAUCCGUCUGCAGCAGGAGAACAAGGAGCGAUCAGAAGCUCUUCGUCGCCAGCAACUUCUUCAGGAGCAGCAGCUGCGUGAACAAGAGGAGUACAAGAGGCAACUUCUGGCCGAGAGGCAGAAACGUAUUGAGCAACAGAAAGAGCAGCGGAGACGACUAGAGGAACAACAAAGACGUGAGCGUGAGAUGAGGCGGCAACAGGAGCGAGAGCAGCGACGCCGUGAACAGGAGGACAAGAGGCGCAUCGAAGAGAUGGAUCGAAGACGUAAGGAGGAGGAGGAGCGCCGACGUGCCGAAGAUGAGAAGAGAAGAAAUGACCGUGAGCAGGAAUACAUCCGUCGGCAGCUGGAGGAGGAGCAGAGACACUUGGAGAUGCUGCAGGAGCAGCUGCUGCGUGAACAGGCCAUGCUGCUGGAGUUUAAGUGGCGGGAGCUGGAGGAGCAGCGCAAGGCAGAGCGGCUUCACAAGCGCCUGCAACAGGAACACGUUUACCAGCUGUCUCUUCAGCGCGACUCCAAACCUCCUGCAGACAAGAGCAAACUCUACUCAGACAAUAGCAAACCUUCAAAGACCUCGACCCUGCCCCCUGACCGACCCCAAACUUCAACCUCACACGCUCAGGUUCUUGAGAGCACUUCCCUGAAAGCAAGUUGCACUCGUGAGUCCUCCACUACCUCUGAUGCCACUAGACUCAAGACUGACGUUUCAGAGAUGAAUGACUCUGAUGAGAGCAGCAAGAACUCACUGAGUCUGACUCUGAGUGACUCUAAUGCUACCCAGGCAGAGGAUUUGGAGUCUGAUAAAGUUCCUGAGCCUGUCAAACAUCCUCCUCAGCCUGUAAAAGAGGCUGACGAGCGCUAUCGUAAGAACAUUCAGGGCUCCCCUCAGACCGCUGCUCCUCCCAAGCAGCCCCCUCUGCCUCCCCGCUCCUCUGAACCCUUCUCCAAUGGUGGAUCCUCUGAGGCAUCGGCCAUGCACCGGCCCAUGGAGCCUCAGGUCCAGUGGUCCCACCUGGCCGCCCUAAAGAGUAGCAACAGUGCUACCCCCUCUCCUCCACCUCCUCCUCCAGUCGCUCGCUCUCAGUCCUUCAGCGAGUCCAGCAACGUCACCACUAACUUUGCACAGCUCCAACUGCGUUCCCAGGACCCCCACCAUCACCACCAUCUUCACCACCCAUCGCCUGCACGCAAUGAUCCCCAACCUCCCUUGCAUCACUCUCAGGCCCAACCUCGAGCUGAUCACCAGGCGGCUGGUGAGGAGGUUCCGCCUAAGGUUCCUGUCAGAACAACAUCCAGGUCUCCUGUUUUGCCACGGCGUGAAUCCCCGCUUCCAUCACAGCCUGGCGGUCAGAGAAAUGCUGGAGUAAAUGUGGAACAGCGCCCCCUGUGGGACCGUGUUGAGAAGCUCCAACCUCGUCCAGGCAGUGGCAGCUCCUCGGGCUCCUCCAACUCCAGCUCCCAGGCCAGUCCUGGCGACAGGUUCCGGCCUCGCUGUGAGUCACCUGCUUCUUCCAAAUCUGAGGGAUCACCUCACCAGCGUCUGGAAAAUGUCCCGAAAAAGACCGACGAGAAGAAUCAAGCCCGACCAACCAGACCGUCUGACCUGACUGCACUCGCCAAGGAGCUGCGCGCUGUGGAUGAUGCUAAACCUCCUAAUAAAGUGACCGACUACUCCUCCUCCAGUGAGGAGUCAGGCACCACUGAUGAAGAGGAUGAUGAGGAGGUUGAUCAGGAGGCAGGAGAAGAGUCAACCUCAGGAGCUGAGGACUCCAGAGCUGGAUAUCCCCAUGGCUUCCGCAGGCGGGUGAGUAAUGGUGAGACAGAGUCGGCUAAGACCAUGCUGGUUGAAGACUCAGAAAGCGACCAAGCCACCACACCCUCCAAGGACGGCACACUGGUCAUCAGACAGAGCACCAUUGACAUAAAACGACUGGUCAAUAUGUCCUCUUCCCCGGCUGGUAACAGCCAGCCCCUACCCCUCGGCCAUGGCUUCCAAGAGAAAAACGGCUUUGCCAGCCGUAUUCACCACCUACCUGACCUUAUCCAGCAGAGCCACCACUCCCCAUCCUCCUCCACAACCAUGCUUUCUUCCUCCUCCUCAUUCCCUUCCACACCAAGCCACCCCAGCCCUGCCAUGUCCCCACUCAACCCCCUGGACCAGCUCAUUGCCAUAGAGAGCCAGUCAGAGAGCAACUCCAUGUCCAAACACAAGUCUUCCUCCUCGUUCACUCCUUUCAUCGACCCACGUCUCCUCCAGAUCUCUCCAUCCAGUGGCAGCUCCCUCAACAACAUGGCAGCAUUUGGCCAGGACGGCCGUUUGCCUGACCCACUGAGGUCUGACCCAUCACGCAAAGGUUCUGUCGUCAAUGUGAACCCAGUAAACACACGCCCUCCAAGCGACACACCGGAGAUUCGCAAGUACAAGAAGAGGUUCAACUCUGAGAUCCUGUGUGCUGCUCUCUGGGGGGUGAACUUGCUCGUGGGAACAGAGAGUGGCCUGAUGCUGCUGGACCGUAGUGGUCAGGGUAAAGUUUACCCGCUGAUCAACCGCCGACGCAUUCAACAAAUGGACGUCUUGGAAGGCCUAAAUGUUCUGGUGACCAUAUCAGGCAAAAAGAACAAGCUGCGCGUCUACUACCUGUCAUGGCUUCGGAACAAGAUUUUGCACAAUGACCCGGAGGUGGAGAAGAAGCAGGGCUGGGUCAACGUGGGCGACCUGGAAGGCUGCGUCCACUACAAAGUUGUCAAAUAUGAAAGGAUCAAGUUCUUGGUGCUGGCCCUAAAGAACUCAGUGGAAGUCUACGCCUGGGCCCCGAAACCCUACCACAAGUUCAUGGCCUUCAAGUCUUUUGGUGACUUGGUGCAUAAGCCCCUGCUGGUGGAUCUGACUGUGGAAGAAGGCCAAAGAUUAAAGGUCAUAUACGGCUCCUGCUCUGGGUUCCAUGCAGUGGAUGUGGACUCUGGUGCUGUCUACGACAUCUACCUACCCACACAUAUCCAAACCAGCAUUCAAUGCCAUGCCAUCAUCAUACUGCCCAACACAGACGGGAUCGAGCUGCUGGUUUGCUACGAGGAUGAGGGCGUCUAUGUCAACACCUAUGGCCGCAUCACCAAGGAUGUGGUGCUGCAGUGGGGAGAAAUGCCGACAUCAGUGGCCUACAUUAGGUCAAACCAGAUCAUGGGCUGGGGUGAAAAGGCCAUCGAGAUCCGCUCAGUGGAGACGGGACACUUGGAUGGCGUCUUCAUGCAUAAGAGAGCCCAGCGACUUAAGUUCCUCUGUGAGAGGAAUGACAAGGUGUUCUUCGCUUCAGUGCGUCAGGGUGGUGCUAGCCAGGUCUACUUCAUGACUCUCGGUCGCACCUCUCUCAUGAGCUGGUAGCCUGGAUCCUACCACAGUGGACCAUCAAGACUACCUAGCUGUGACCAACAGACGACGAUUGUGAAUUUGACUGGAGCCUCUUCUCUGCUGCCCAGUAACCAUGACCAGUAGCGAGGGGCGUUCUGUUCCGUCACUAGAAGCGCUAGUAAAUGAUAUGUUGCCAGGAUUUUACUCCACCUCUUAACCUGUGCGGGAGGUGUUCCCCAUCAUAGGAAAAUCUUUGUCAUAGUUGUGUAAAUGUGUGAGUGGAAGUCAGGACAAAUGAGCAUGUGAAUGACUGAAGGUUUUUAAUGAAAUACUGUAUGUGCGACACCUCCUGUGGGUCCUAGCUGUUUGUUGCUGUGUUUAGUUCAGGUAAAAUCCCCAACUUGCUAGAUUUCCACGUCAUUUAAACACUUGUGUCUGCACUUGACGUGAAAAUCAGUCGAUUUCUGGCCUUUUUUCCUCUUCAAAUCUUGAUGUUUUUGUCCAAAACAGGGUACUAACACAGGUCACCCUGACUCUGGACACAGCUUCCUUGUUGAUGUGUCCAAGGCGAAAUUCACUCCGUUUUUUUUUGUACACUGUAUAACUCCAUGCUGCACAUGGAUUAAUGAACGGGAUGCAAUUUUUUGACAGUAAAAGAUCCCGUCCUAUUUAUUUUUCACAUCUGUUUUCUUGGCCUUAAUCUACAAUGGUAAAUGGUUUAAAAGCAAAACACAAACUAAAAAUGACAAUGACAAACCCAGUUGGAGCCAGGAUUUACUGUUGUCGUAGCUUUUGUUUUCCAGCCUGUAGUGAAGGGAAGAUCAACUGUGAAUUAGAGAUUUAAGUGGGCAUGAAAAGAAAGUCGUUGAAUCUCUUACUGAAGACUUUGGGUCGGACGUUCAGCGAUCUGGUUGCCUUAAUAUUAGAGUCUGCAAUAGAAGGAACUUUUAAAGCGAAACGUCAGAUGGAAGACUUAAAAUAUUUCAUGUGAUUAAAUAUUGGACCUUUUUUUUAAAUAAAUAAAUAUCUAUGUUUUCAGGCAUUAAACUGUCCAGAUACACAUCCAAACCACAGCAACAUCCUCCAAGUUUUAUUUCUUACUAAAACACAACUUGUACACCCGAAAACCUUCUCUGCUACACUCGGCUUUAACGUUAGAGGCGGUGCCUUCACUUGACAAAUCCGUCAGACCACUCCUGUCUCAUAUUUUUAACUUUGUGGUCAAGAGUUUAAUCACGUAACCUUUCAGAAACGACUGCGGUGGUUGUUUUUAAAUGCACACCCUAUGUUGAAAAUGUUUACAGAAGUCAUUGUUUUGUCUAACCAAUUUAAAUAUUUAAGGUUUAUUAUAAGGGCAGUUGCUUGUUUUUUGUAUUUUGUAUUAUUCUCCCUUUCUUUUUGUACUCUCAUUUAGAUGUUUGUGUACAGGAAUAAUCGACUGCUCUCGUCCCCAGACUGUGUGGCGCUGUGGAUCAAGUGUGUUCCACCACACAGGUGGCAGAAAGGUGUUCUUUCCCUCAGACACCUCUCGGCCUCUAAUUUAUGUUCUCUCUCUGUGUACUAUGGGAAUUACUGUAUUUUCCUGAAGGUCUUUUUUUUCCAUCGAAUAAAAUCAAAAUUAAUUUA